Molecule: messenger RNA, 1493 nt
Organism: Aspergillus heteromorphus CBS 117.55
Lineage: Eukaryota; Fungi; Ascomycota; Eurotiomycetes; Eurotiales; Aspergillaceae
Product: Eisosome component PIL1/LSP1 family protein
Exons: 4
Coding region: 1-1050 (349 amino acids)
Biological process (GO): negative regulation of protein kinase activity; endocytosis; eisosome assembly
Cellular component (GO): plasma membrane; eisosome filament
Molecular function (GO): lipid binding
Source: RefSeq, a predicted model, not a curated record
AUGCAUCGCACUUAUUCUAUGCGCCAGUCGCGCCUUCCGACUGCCUCGCAGAUCGAGACCCCUCCUCCGCCAUUGUCCACGACAAAGACGAACAGACUGUUCGGGAAGGGUGGUUUUGGCCAUGCCUUGCGCAAGAACACUGCCGGCGCCUUCGGGCCUGACCUGGCCCGGAAACUUUCCCAGCUGGUGAAAAUGGAGAAGAACGUCAUGCGCAGCAUGGAAAUGGUGUCAAGGGAGCGCAUGGAAACUGCUCAACAACUUUCCAUCUGGGGCGAAAACUGCGACGAGGAUGUGUCCGAUGUCACCGACAAGCUCGGCGUGUUGCUCUACGAGAUCGGAGAACUGGAGGAUCUAUUUGUUGACCGCUACGACCAGUACCGUGUCACCAUCAAGAGUAUCCGGAACAUCGAAGCUUCCGUUCAGCCCAGUCGCGACCGGAAGCAGAAGAUCACCGAUGAGAUUGCAAAGCUCAAGUACAAGGACCCCGCUUCCCCCCGCAUCGUCGUCCUGGAGCAGGAACUAGUCCGCGCGGAAGCCGAGUCCCUUGUGGCUGAGGCUCAACUCUCCAACAUCACUCGCGAGAAACUCAAGGCUGCUUUCCAGUACCAGUUUGAUGCGCUCCGUGAACAUUGCGAGAAGGUGGCUCUCAUCGCUGGCUAUGGCAAGCACCUCCUGGAUCUGGUCGAUGACACGCCGGUUACUCCAGGCGAGACCCGCCACGCCUACGACGGAUACGACGCCAGCAAGGCCAUCAUCCAGGAUUGCGAGGAAGCGCUCUCCAACUGGGUCACUUCCAAGGCUUCGGUCAAGCCCACUCUCUCGCAGCGUUCGCGCACUCUGUCCCAACGUCACCGUGACACCCUCAAGGGCCGUGAAGGCGUCGACCUGUCCGGACAGGACCAGCCCCUCGGCCGUGAUUCUUGGCUACCGGCCGACCAACAUCCGACCUACCAGCAUGAGGUCGAGGACGGCGAAGACGUGGCCAGCACCGUCGAUGGAGAGACUCGGGGCCGAGAAGAGGAGAGAGAGCCCGUUACGGUCUCUGUUUAAACAAAAUGUCCAGUAACUGGGGAGCAUCCAAUUUUUAGUUGCGAUGCCCUCGAACAAUCACAUACUCUCUUUGAGCCCACUGGAGUAACUGACUGAUCUCACAUCUUUGUUUCUAUAUUGCGGAUUGUGAUUCCCGCCUGACGUGAUGUUAUCGUUCUCCUUGAUGCUUUUUGUUUCUGCCACCCCGAUGAGCUUCUUCACUUACGAUUAAUCAAAUCCCUAAUCAUACCUGUCCCGAAAACACCGAUCGAGCCAUGUUCUCCCACCAUCCCUCGCCUCCGCAAGCAACAAUACAACCCCUUGCUUUGGAGCGGAAAUAAAAAAAACGAAACGGACAGGAAUGGCUGGGACAUCAACAGGACAGGGUUAGAUCGAUGGGACUUCCUCUACUGUCUAAUGCAGUAAUGUAAUAAUAUACCACGGGCGAGGAUGACGGAGAUGGG